GUGAUUUCGUAGUGUGGAGAAGCAAUAGCAACAGGAAGGACUAUUGAGACUGCAUUCUACUGUCGUACCUGUGCUCGCCGUGAACCGGCGUUGUGUAAAGGAGUUUGAAUGAAAUACGAAAUCAGCUACCACAGCGAUACCGAGACGAUGGGUAGCCGUGCUCAGUCCGUUAUCUGCGACAAGGUGAUGGCCGGUUUGCCUCAGUUGCUGGACGAUCUGCAGAAACUCUCCGAAGACAACGACACAGCCGAUAUUGUGUUUGUGCUCGGUCCAACCGAGGAGCGCGUCUACGCACAUCGCAUUAUCCUGAUGGCUCGUUGUAAAUCGUUUCAAAACACGAAACGCGGAGAAAUCUGUCGCAUUCCCGGUUGUACCGUCUCCACCUCGGCACCGGGCACACCGACACCGAUCCGGCUGCCUCACAUCGAGCCCGAUAUCUUUCGACAGCUGAUUUUGUAUGUUUACACGGCAAAGAUAAUGCUGCAAGAUUCGAAAGUGUUUGAAAUGAUGACGCUGGCCCAGGAUAUGGGUGUGGAUGAGUUGAAGAUCGCGUGCGAGGAUCACGUCGGUAAAACCAUGUCUGUCGCUAACGCGUGCACAUUUCUGACGGCCGUGAUGGAAAUUCAGGAGAAAGCAUCAGGUGCCAAGUGUGCUGCCUCAUUUCUGGAGAAGUGCAUCACCUACAUAGCGGAGAACGCAUCGGAAUGUGUGAAAACGAAUUCGUUCCUGAAUCUCACCAAGGAGGGACUUAUUCAGGUCAUCUCCUAUGAUAACCUUGGCCUGGAAGAAGAGGAUGUUUGGCGUUGCGUGUUGGCAUGGGCCAAGAACCAGGCGGGUGUAACACAACCAACGGCUCACUGGACCGAGGAGGAGAGAGGACGUGUUUGUCUAUACCUGGCCCCGGUCAUUUCGCAUGUCCGGCUUUUCCUAAUCGACAGUCAAGUAUUUGCCGAGGAGGUGGAACCAACAGGUGCUGUCCCGAUCGAGCUUUCGCUGGAGCGAUACCGUCGGGCAGCUCUUCACUCCAACAAGCUCCCUACAGCGGCAGCAACAGCGGUUCCAGCGCCGGCCAGUGGUCCCUUAACGGAAAACGAUAAACGACUGCAGCCACGUCUCAUGCUGAAUCUGUUUCAUGGCUCAACCAUAUUGAAGAAUGAUAAAAUUCACUUUCAAGGCACUCUCAACGGAUGGUACGGUGCUGCAAAGCAAACAUGGCGUUUAGUGUACCGGGCCUCUACCAACGGAUUCGCUGCAUCCGCUUUCCAUCGUCACUGUGACGGUGUUGCACCGCUAUUCAUCAUUGCUCUGAGCUCAAACGGCGCAAUUAGUGGAGGGUUUACGGAUGUCGCAUUCGCCAAAACCCACCGUAAGGGUGGCUAUUUGCACUCUGAGAAGGCAUUUUUGUUUGCACUAAACUAUAACAACGAACCGCCAACCAAGUUCGACAUUGUCAAGAAACCCUAUGCGAUCUGCUAUCAUCCAGACUGUGGACCGAUCUUUGGUGCUGGCGCCGAUCUUCUCAUCUCUGAUAACUGCAACGUGAACACGGAAUCGUAUUCCAACUUUCCGCACUCGUACGAUGGACCAAAUGCCAUGUUCGGCCACUUGUUUGGAGAUUACAAUUUCUCCAUCACCGAUUACGAAGUAUUUACGCUCGCACCAUCAGCCGCACCGGUUGCUAGUAAACUGAAACACGAGAGAUAUCCGUGAAGAAGACCCCCUUCAAGCACUGAUACACUUGGCGAGAUUAGGGAGAAUGUUCCCAGCAUAGAGUAGAUUUUUUUUAUUAUUCUUGGUUUAGAUGAACUAGGUUUAAAAAAAUGGUGAAAGAAAGAAUAGCUGGAAGUUUGUAUGCUUCAUAUAAAAUUAAAUAAAAUCGA
Anopheles darlingi is the source of this 1880-nucleotide messenger RNA. RefSeq lists its product as uncharacterized. The transcript has 7 exons. Bases 109 to 1710 code for a protein of 533 amino acids. NCBI's taxonomy places the organism in Eukaryota, Metazoa, Arthropoda, Insecta, Diptera, Culicidae. Gene Ontology annotation, molecular function: protein binding. The record is from RefSeq and is a predicted model, not a curated record.